This is a messenger RNA of Manacus vitellinus (golden-collared manakin), 2337 nucleotides long. RefSeq names its product protocadherin gamma-B5-like. The record is from RefSeq and is a predicted model, not a curated record. Gene Ontology annotation, cellular component: plasma membrane. The coding region runs from base 1 to 2337 and encodes 778 amino acids. NCBI's taxonomy places the organism in Eukaryota, Metazoa, Chordata, Aves, Passeriformes, Pipridae. The transcript has 5 exons. Gene Ontology annotation, biological process: homophilic cell-cell adhesion. Gene Ontology annotation, molecular function: calcium ion binding.
AUGCAGAGCAAGGAGGGUGAGAGGCUGACUUUGAACCAGGAAAUCAGGUACUCCAUGGCCGAGGAGCUGCCCAGAGGCUCGCUGGUGGGGCCGCUGGCCCGGGACCUGGGGCUCAGCGCCGACGAGCUGCCGGCGCGCAAGCUGCGGCUCAGCGCGGACAAGCAAUACUUCACGGUGAGCGAGACAAACGGGAACCUGUACGUGAGCGAGAGGCUGGACCGGGAGGAGCUGUGCGGCGAGUCGUUGUCCUGCUCCGUCAGCUUCGAGGCGCUUGUGCACAACCCGCUCAACGUCUUCCAUGUCGAGGUGGCCAUUGAAGACGUGAAUGACCAUUCCCCGUCCUUCAGCAAGGCUGCUCUGGACCUUGAGAUCGGUGAAUGGACGCUUCCUGCUGCUCGUUUUCCUCUGGAGAUGGCUCACGACGAGGACGUGGGAAGCAACUCGCUGCUGACUUACCGACUCACCAGCAACCCGUCCUUCAGUCUGGCCUUGAAGGAGAGCCCGGACGGAAGCAAGCAGCCUGAAUUAGUGCUGGAGAAAAUGUUGGACCGGGAGAAGCAGAGCUCUUUUGAGCUGCUACUGACGGCAGUGGAUGGCGGGGAGCCCAUGAGAACUGGGACUGUUGAGGUUCGGAUCAACGUGACAGAUGCCAACGACAACCCACCCGUAUUCUCGCAGGACCGGUACAGCACGAGCCUCCGGGAGGACGCACUGCCGGGUUCGGAGGUAUUGAAAGUGUCAGCCACAGACGCCGACACCGGCACCAAUGCUCAUAUCACGUAUCAUUUCGGCAAAAUGCCGGCCAAAGUGCUUCAGAAAUUCGUAGUGGAUAGGGAGAGCGGGACAAUCACACUGCAGGAGGCUCUGGACUUCGAGAACACGCGAGCGUUCAGCUUGCCUGUGGAGGCAAGAGAUGGAGGCGGUCUGGUGGCACACUGCAAGGUGGAGGUGGAGGUGCUGGACGUGAACGACAACGCACCCGAGAUCACCAUUCUGACUGUGUCGAGUCCAGUGCCCGAAGACGCACCUGCAGGGACCGUAGUUGCCCUGCUGAAAGUGAGCGAUCCCGACUCCGGCGAGAACGGUGAGGUGUCGUGCGAGCUGUCGGGAGAGGCGCCGCUGUCGAUCGUGGCGUCGUCGGGCGGCUCAUUCAAGGUGGUGACGGCGAGCGCGCUGGACCGCGAGCAGGCGUCCGAGCACCGCGUGACGGUGGUGGCCCGGGACCGGGGCAGGCCGGCGCUGUGGAGCAGCACGGAGCUGGUGCUGGAGGUGUCGGACGUGAACGACAACGCGCCGGUGUUCGAGGAGGCGUCGUACAGCGCGUACGUGCGGGAGAACAACCCGGUGGGCGCGCUGGUGUUGCGCGUUGUCGCUCGGGACUUGGACUCGGGCGCGAACGGGCGCGUGAGCUACUGGCUGUCGGGCGGCAGCGCGGGCGCGUUGGGCGCGGCGCCGCCGGUGUCGGUGGAGGCGCGGAGCGGCGCGGUGUACGCGCAGCGCUCGUUGGACUACGAGCAGUGCCGCGAGUUCACGGUGGCCGUGCGGGCGCAGGACGGCGGGUCGCCGGCGCGCAGCUCGACGGCCACGGUGCGCGUGUUCGUGCUCGACCAGAACGACAACGCGCCGCGGGUGCUCUACCCGCCCCCGCCGGCGGCGUCGGGAGCGGCGCCGGGCUCGGUGGGUUCGGCUUUCGAGGUGGUGCCGCGUUCGGCGUCGUCCGGGUACCUGGUGGGCAAGGUGGUGGCGGUGGACGCGGACGCGGGGCGCAACGCGUGGCUGUCGUACGAGCUGGUGCAGGCGUCGGAGCCGGCGCUGUUCCGCGUGGGGCUGCAGAGCGGCGAGGUGCGCACGGCGCGGGCCGUGUCGGAGAGGGACGCGGCCAAGCAGCGCCUGGUGGCCGUGGUGAAGGACCACGGGGAGCCGGCGCUGUCGGCCACGGCCACGCUGCACGUGGUGCUGGCCGAGAGCUUGCAGGAGGCGCUGCCGGAGCUGAGCGAGAAGCCGAGUCCGAGCAGCAGCGCCGUCGUGGAACAGCCGCUUGUCGACCCCGGCGCACCGCAGCGAACCUGCACUUUCCGCCUCAUCAGCUGCCUGAGGAUUGAUGAAGUGACUGGUACGAGAAAAGAUGAGAGAGGAGAUCCCUGCACAUUAGCGCUCGGUGCGUGCAGUGCCGGGAGGAGGCUGCGGGCGCCGCUGUUGCCCGAGAGGAGCGAGAGGAAGGUCGGAGCGCUGCAGCCCCGCCCGCUGCGGCCCGGCUCGAUCGCUGGAUCGCUGGAUUCCUGGAUCGGCAGCCGGAUUGCGGUCUGCGAUUGUGCCUGCGGAGCUGAUCCCUGCUGA